This is a messenger RNA of Saccharomyces paradoxus, 345 nucleotides long. RefSeq names its product Coi1p (gene COI1). NCBI's taxonomy places the organism in Eukaryota, Fungi, Ascomycota, Saccharomycetes, Saccharomycetales, Saccharomycetaceae. Bases 1 to 345 code for a protein of 114 amino acids. The transcript is spliced from 2 exons. The record is from RefSeq and is a predicted model, not a curated record.
AUGUCAAAUCCAUUUCAGAAUAUAGGUAAGAAUUUAGUGUACAUUUCUGCUGCCGGAAUUGCGUCAAUUUAUGUGGUGAAGACUAUAGUGAAGUCUAGGAGAGAUGCUAAAUUCAUACCAAAAGCGCGAGGAAACAAUGGUGAAGCGAAUGGAGAAAAUUAUUAUGAUAAUCUCGCUCAAGUUAAACCAGGGUUCCCCCUACCUAAACAUGAGGGCGACAACAUUAAUAGCUCUGAAGAUCAUGGGUUAGUGAGAAAGAGUAAAUAUGAAGGUAGCGGGCUUAGUGCGGUAACAAGAAAAAGAGGCGACAAGCUAGGCUUUCUAGACAGGAGAAGAAAUGAGUAG